GGUGAAGUUGCAGUGUAUCUUUGCUUUGGGAUAUGUAUAAAAGGGCGGCCAGCUUGAAAAUCGAUCUCCCACAGGGAAGACACUGCCGUGAAAAGAAAAUGAAGAGUUUCCUUUGUGUGAUAGCCUCCAUAGUUCUUGCUGGGGUGUGUGCCUCCCCUGCAUCUCAUGAUGGAGAUCCUUCUGGCCUAACCAAAGAACACAUGGACCAUCUUCACCAUGACAAAGAUCAUCCUCACCCUCACAACUUAGCAGAGGACAAACCUGUCUCUGCACUUGCUUCACACAAUGCCGACUUUGCCUUUGCCUUGUACAAACAACUGAGUAGCCAGGAAGAUACCCAGGCCAAGAACAUCUUUUUCUCACCUCUGAGUAUCUCUAGUGCCUUGUCCAUGGUAGCCUUGGGUGCCAAAGGUGCCACUCACCAAGAGCUGUUCAAGACGCUUGGUUAUAGUGAGAUUGUCCCUGCCGAUGUGAAUGAUGCCUAUGAGCAUAUAUUCCACUCUUUGGGACACUCCCAGAGUGCACUGCAAUUGGACACUGGCAACGCAAUGGUCUUACAAGAGAAAUUCAAGCCGAAACACAAGUUUGUGGAGGAUGCCAAACACUACUUUGAUGCAGAAGGUUUCACAGUUGACUUCAACAUGCCUGAUGAGGCAGCUAAAAAUAUCAACCAGUACAUUGCCAAGAAAACUCAUGAUAAGAUCACAGAUAUGAUCAGUGACUUAGAUAAGAACACUGUCAUGAUGCUUAUCAACUACAUCUACUUCAGGGGAAAAUGGGAAAAACCCUUUGAGGCAAGCCUCACUGAAAAAGCUGACUUUCAUGUAGAUGAGACAACCAAGGUUUCCGUUGAUAUGAUGAAAAGGACUGGACGCUAUGACUACUAUUAUGAUAUCACUAACAAGACAACUGUAUUGAUGAUUCCAUACCAAGGAAAUGCCUCAAUGAUGGUUGUCCUGCCAGAUGAAGGGCAAAUGAAGAAGGUGGAGAGUGUAAUCAACAAAGAUUACAUCAAACACUGGCAUGAUUCUCUGUUUAGGAGCAAUGUGGAGCUCAGCAUUCCAAAAUUCUCUGCUUCCGUGUCAUAUACCCUGACUGACACCUUAAAGGAGAUGGGACUGGUCAGUGUUUUUGAUGAUGAGGCAGACUUGUCAGGGAUCUCAGAGGAGGUUGGCCUGAAGGUUUCCAAGGUUGCUCACAAAGCUGUCCUCAGCGUGGAUGAGAAAGGAACUGAGGCAGCGGGCGUCACCACUGUCGAGAUCAUGCCUAUGUCAACUCCUGACGCUGUACACAUAAACCGCCCCUUCUUUAUAUUUAUCUUGGAGGAAAGCACAAAAAGCAUUCUCUUCAUGGGGAAGAUCACUGAUCCAACAGCCCAGUGAAUUAACCAGCCUCAGUAAUAUUAUUUCCACAGAAGAUUUUGUAGAGGCUUGUGACUACAAUGGAAUACCAAAGAUAAUAGCAAUAUCUGAAACACAGCAUUUCGGUCUGUCAAAACUAUAAAUUCAGAAAAAGUAAACAUUUGAAAAUGGGUAUUCUUCACAAGCUAAAUAUGAAGGAUUAUCUGAUCCGGUUUUUUAUAUCCCAGAAUUUUUGGCUUCAUGAAAACUUGUAAUGAAAUCUAUAUCACACACCUUACUUUUUAGUGGCAACUGCAAUUUGCAAGGUGUUAUUACACAUUUAAUUUUCUCGUGAUCACCAGUAUAGUUUGUUUUAUGACUUUUUUAUCAUUUGGAAAUAAAUACCUUUCUUAUGUAUUCCAGGAAAUAAUAACCUAAAAUAAAAAAUGAAUUUAAAGUCUUCAAACUGCAGCUAAGUAAAAUGAGGAAUAAAAAGAUCUCUUAAAUGCUCAA
Messenger RNA from Scleropages formosus (Asian bonytongue), 1853 nucleotides. Its product is annotated as alpha-1-antitrypsin homolog. Bases 33 to 1382 code for a protein of 449 amino acids. The record is from RefSeq and is a predicted model, not a curated record. Gene Ontology annotation, molecular function: serine-type endopeptidase inhibitor activity. NCBI's taxonomy places the organism in Eukaryota, Metazoa, Chordata, Actinopteri, Osteoglossiformes, Osteoglossidae. The transcript has 5 exons.